AUGCUCCUGGCCACGAGAGCGGCGAGGCUUCGGCCCAUAGCUGGUUACAGUCGCCUGUUCCACGCCAAGUCUCAGCAUCUGUCGAGUGCCGAGGCCGCACCGGCUGCUCGCCCAGCUCACUAUGACAACUCGCAGCAGCUCUCGGCCAUUGACGAGGUCAAAGCGAGGCGGGCCAAGGCAGGGAAGCUGGUUGCUGGAGUUGCGGCUGCUUCGGAUAGCGACAUGUUUAAGGGGCCGACAACCGGUUUGCCCAAGUCUAAGAGAUGGGAUAGUCAUUUAAGCCACGAGAGCAGCAUACGAGGGCCUUGCACUCUCAAGCAAGCUGCUCGCCACAUGAAGAAGCCUGGCCUCAUCUCACUCGGCGGCGGUCUUCCCUCAAGUGAGGUGUUCCCCUUUGCAGAGCUCGGUUUCAAAGUGCCCGUGGCUCCCAACUUCUCUGAAAAGGAAACACAAGAGUCGGGACAGACGGUUACUAUUGGAAAAUACGACGUUAGAGACCGCGACGGCACCUAUGACCUGUCCAUUGCAUGCAAUUACGGUCAGGCCACGGGAUCCCCUCAGAUGAUGCGGUACCUGACGGAGCAUACUGAGAUUGUGUAUAAGCCCCCGUAUGCGGACUGGCAGGUCUGCCAGACUAUCGGUAGCACGGGAGCCUUGGAGGAGGCGCUUCGCAUGUUCUGUGACAAGGACCGGGGUGACUCUAUUCUGACCGAAGACUUUAGCUUCUCAACAGCUCUCGAGACGGUUGGACCCCUGGGUGUAAAGGCCUUUGGUGUUGCCAUUGACGAAGAGGGCCUUAUCCCUGAGCGCAUGGAUGAGCUCCUGUCUAACUGGGAUGCCAAGGAGCGAGGAGCACGAAAACCUCAUUUGCUUUACACGGUUCCUUCGGGACAGAACCCCACAGGAGCGACUCAGGGAACAGAACGACGAAAAGCCAUCUAUGCCGUGGCACAGAAGCACGACCUAUAUAUCAUCGAGGACGAGCCGUACUACUUCCUCCAGAUGCAGCCGUACACGGGACGCGACCAGCCCGACGUGCCACCGCCCAAGACUGUCGAGGAGUUUGUCUCCUCGCUCAUCCCCUCGCUGCUGAGCAUCGACGUCGACGGGCGUGUGAUGCGUAUGGACUCGUUCUCCAAGGUUCUCGUGCCGGGAUCACGCCUCGGAUGGAUUACGGCAUCCGCGCAGAUCGUUGAGCGGUACGUCCGACACGCAGAGGUCGCCAGCCAAGGACCUAGCGGUUUCUCCCAGGUUAUUCUGUAUAAGCUGCUGGACGAGACGUGGGGACAUGAGGGCUAUCUGCGGUGGUUGAUGAACUUGCGGCUGGAGUACACCAAGAGGCGAAAUGCUCUGCUUGCUGCUUGUGAGGAUCAUCUUCCGAGUGACCUCGUGAGCUGGACUCCUCCUGCGGCUGGCAUGUUUAUGUGGUUGAAAGUUGAUCACACUAAGCACCCUCAAGCUGGAGAACGCAGCAUCAUAGAUAUCGAGGAGGAAAUCUUCAACUCUUGCAUCGAGAGCGGCGUCCUCGUUGCCAGAGGCUCUUGGUUCCUGACCGAGAAGGAUAAGCCGCCACCUGGGUUGUACUUCCGAGCUACCUACGCCUCGGCGACACCUGAGAACAUGAACAAGGCUAUCGAGAGAUUCGGCAAGGCCGUGAAAGAUAGUUUUGGAAGAAAGUAG
Molecule: messenger RNA, 1680 nt
Organism: Fusarium keratoplasticum
Lineage: Eukaryota; Fungi; Ascomycota; Sordariomycetes; Hypocreales; Nectriaceae
Exons: 4
Coding region: 1-1680 (559 amino acids)
Biological process (GO): L-tyrosine biosynthetic process; aromatic amino acid catabolic process
Molecular function (GO): aromatic-amino-acid:2-oxoglutarate transaminase activity; L-2-aminoadipate:2-oxoglutarate transaminase activity; pyridoxal phosphate binding
Source: RefSeq, a predicted model, not a curated record